AUGGCUUCAGCAGAAAAGGAAUUUUCACAAGACAGCAAUUUUUCACCAAAAGGUGGCACCAGCCAGCUGCCAGCAGAUCCAUCUCCUGACUCUAAAUGCCCCAUCUGCUUGGACAGAUUUGACAACGUUGCCUGUCUAGAUUGCUGCUUUCACCGGUUCUGUUUCAUCUGUAUCCAGGAGUGGUCAAAAAACAAAGCAGAAUGUCCCCUCUGCAAGCGACCCUUUUUUUCCAUUUUCCACACCAUCCGUGCUGACGAUGACUUUGAAGAGCAUAUACUCAGCCUGUCAGAAAACAGCCCUACCUCAGCGAGGGAGCACCGCGCUGGAAGUUCCCCUGCCCCAAGGCUGCUGUCACCAGAUCGCGGGGUGCUGUUUGAAGGGCUCUCUGACGAACCAGUGUGGGAGACGGUUGAAGAGAUUCAGCUUGUGACAAGGACUCUGGCCUGGAGGAGGCAGGCGAGGGCAGAGGGCACAUCUCUGCCACAGAUUCCGGAGGAGGACAUGAUCAGCUUCCGCAGAGCUCUGUACCGCCACGCUGUGCGGGUUCGCAGCAUUCAGGACGGUGGCCGCUAUCGAGACGUUUCAGCAAAGUUUUUCCGCCGCAACCCUGCUUGCAUUCACAGGUUGGCUCCGUGGCUGAAGCGAGAACUUACAGUCCUGCUUGGUGCCCAAGGAUCUCUGGCUAAUUUUGUGCAACACAUUAUCAUGAGUAACGUGACUAGGCAUGAUCUGGAAAGUCAGGCCUUUGCUGACAAGUUAAAGCCAUUGUUGCUGAAUUGGACAGAACAUUUCUUACAUGAAUUCAUCGCUUUUGCCCGUUGUCCUUUUAACUUAGAAGCAUAUGAUCUAUAUGCCAAUUAUGACUGUCCUGCACCAUCAUACAAUGAAGGAAACCACUCAGACUUAUCAAUUAUUACAUCUCCAGAUACGGCAUAUUCUCAAGGGUCAGAUAACAGGUGGUCUGGGACUGGUCUUGGUCAGGCCCCCUGGGAUGAUGAAACUCAGGGGCCUUCCUAUUCCAUUUCAGAAGAGGCUCAUGCAACCAUAGCUUCUCCUCUGAAGACGUCAGAAAGUUCUGAUGAGGGCUCUGCUGCACAGAGUCGAAGAACCAAACUGCAGACUUGGUUACAGGCUAAUGCUGACUUGAACAACAGUGACUCUUCCUUGGACAGUUCUGUUAUUGUUGGGUCUGUUAAGCCAUUAGCUGAGAGGAUACCAGAGGUGGUUGAGCUGUCCACGGACACUGAGGAAGAGCAAAGGGAAGAUGUGAAGAAACAGCGGCCAAUCCAGUGUCACAGCUGCAGUGACAGUGAACCAAGCAGGAGUUUAUCACCACAUUCCUCGACCUAUAAGGAGGAUGUGGGUAUUUGUAGAAGCUGCUUAUCUCCUGCAGUUGAGAAGACAGAGUCAAAGGAUGACGAGAAGAACAAAUGUAAAGUACAAGAUGAGUCUCCAUGGGACUUGAGCUGGAGCCCCUCUCUGGGGAGCGACACACUAUGCUCCCCUUGGAAUCACCGACUGUCUAGAAAGGGAAAGUCCAGGAGCCCACAAUCCUGUUCACGAAACAGCUGCAGUCAUGGCCAUUGGUCUAGGAGGGAGCAUCAUAGCAAGAGCCAACUUAAAAGGAGACAGUCAAGAAGCAGAGAUAGUAGUAAACACAGGAGCAAAAGAAGCAGCAGGCGAUCAAGGGCUCAUGACACCAGAGAGUCUCUAAAAAGCCAGAGAGGCUCAUUAAGAUGUGAGAGCACUCCAUCCAGAGAAGUAAGCAGAUCACGAUCACGUGGCAAAGGCCAUGGCAAAAGGAGAUCAAGAAGCAGAGACAGUGAUUGUUAUGGAAAAUGCAGGUCAAGGAGUUGGUCAAACAACAGGUCAAGGACCCCUUCUGGAGGGACUGACAGAAUGAAAAGUGAAAAGCCUGGUGGAAAAAAGAAGUACAAAACUCACCACUUGGAGAAUGCAUCCCCGGAGAGCACAAGUCUAGAGGGAGAAGAUGAACCCAAGAAAACUUCCUCAACAUUCAGUGACUGCCUCAAAAAUGAAGACAGCCUUUCAGACAGUCGAGCAAGCAGUGAGACAAAGCAUAAGAAAAAAAGAGUGAGGAGUCCGAGUGUGGAGAUAGUCUAUGAAGGAAAAGCAACAGACACUGCAAGGCAUCUUAAAAAGAAAAUGCGUAAGAAGAAACACCGGAAACGUCACAUGAGUAACUAG
Athene cunicularia (burrowing owl) is the source of this 2208-nucleotide messenger RNA. RefSeq names its product E3 ubiquitin-protein ligase Topors-like. The record is from RefSeq and is a predicted model, not a curated record. Gene Ontology annotation, molecular function: ubiquitin protein ligase activity. Gene Ontology annotation, biological process: protein monoubiquitination; protein polyubiquitination. The coding region runs from base 1 to 2208 and encodes 735 amino acids. The transcript is spliced from 2 exons. Lineage: Eukaryota; Metazoa; Chordata; Aves; Strigiformes; Strigidae.